Molecule: messenger RNA, 2502 nt
Organism: Gymnodraco acuticeps
Lineage: Eukaryota; Metazoa; Chordata; Actinopteri; Perciformes; Bathydraconidae
Gene: scinla
Product: scinderin like a
Exons: 17
Coding region: 91-2274 (727 amino acids)
Biological process (GO): actin filament severing; actin polymerization or depolymerization; barbed-end actin filament capping
Cellular component (GO): cytoplasm; actin cytoskeleton
Molecular function (GO): actin filament binding; phosphatidylinositol-4,5-bisphosphate binding
Source: RefSeq, a predicted model, not a curated record
CACGCCCACACAGCCUCGCGCAGACCUGAGAGCAGCUCCGUCAGCCUCCACCCAGCAUCUCCCUUCUGUCGUCACCUGGCCCUGAGCACCAUGCUGCAGCACAAAGAGUUCGACACCGCGGGGAAGAAGCCCGGCCUGCAGGUGUGGCGCAUUGAGAAGAUGGAUUUGGCACCUGUCCCUCCUGAGCUCCAUGGAAACUUCUACACUGGAGACUCAUACAUCCUGCUCCACACCACCUCUGCUCCUUCUUACAACGUGCACUCGUGGUUUGGAGAUGAAACUUCCCAGGAUGAGAGAGGUGCUGCUGCCAUCUUCAUGAUCCAACUGGACGACUUCUUGCGUGGAGCACCAAUACAGUUCACUGAGUUUCAAAACCAAGAGUCAAACAGCUUCCUGAGCUACUUCAAGUAUGGCAUCACAUACAAGAAAGGUGGAGUGGCUUCAGGCUUCAACCAUACUCAAACCAAUGAGUUAGACACCCAGCGCCUGCUACAUGUUAAAGGUCGUCGUGUAAUCAAAGCUGAUGAGGUAGUCAUGAACUGGAGCAGCUUCAAUCGUGGAGACUGCUUCAUCAUUCAGUUGAAAGAGUGCAUCUACCACUGGGCUGGCAGUGAGUGCAAUAUGUUUGAGCGCCUGAAAACCACUGAGAUGGCCAUUGGUAUCCGAGACAAUGAGCUACAUUGUCGUGCUCGGAUCGAAAUGAUUGAUGAAGGCUCUGAGCCAGAAGCUGUCAUUCAAGUUCUUGGACCGAAACCUGACCUCCCAGCAAGCUGUGAUAUAAUCAAUGAUAAGGAGAACCAGAGCAUGGUGUCUCUCUAUAUGUUUUCUGAUGCAGCCGGCAGCAUGAAGACCACCUUGGUUGCAGAUAAAAACCCGUUCAAACAGGAAAUGCUCUCCCCCGGGGAAUGCUACAUCUUGGACAAUGGUCGAAACAAUCAACUAUUAGUUUGGAAAGGUUCUGAUGCAAAUAAAGAUGAGCGCCAGGCAUCAAUGAGAGCUGCAUCAAAAUUCAUCGAUGAAAAUAAUUACCCCAAAAAAACUCAGAUCAUAGUGAUGCCAGCAGGGGGAGAGAGCACCCUCUUCAAGCAGUUCUUCCCCAACUGGUUGGACAAGGAUGAGACCACUGGCACAAGCAAGGCCUACACCAUCGGUAGCAUCGCCAAUGUGGAGCAGAUCCCCUUCGACGCCUCCAAACUUCACAACAACAAAGUCAUGGCUGCCCAGCACGGCAUGGUGGACGACGGCUCUGGGACAGUCAGGAUUUGGCGUGUGGAAGGAGGCGAUACAAUUCUUGUGGACCCUUCCAAAUAUGGACAGUUCUUUGGAGGAGACUGUUACCUGGUGCUGUACUCCUACACAGACGGAGCCAGAGAGAAGCAUACCAUCUACACCUGGCAAGGGCUGAAGUGCUCUAAGGAUGAACUGACUGCCUCAGCCUUUCUCACUGUCCAGCUGGACGAUUCCAUGGGUGGAGCAGCUACCCAGGUUCGUGUCACUCAGGGCCAGGAACCCUCUCAUCUCGUGAGCAUGUUCAAGGAAAAGCCUCUGGUGGUCCACCUGGGUGGGACGUCCCGCGAAUGUGGCGAGAGCAAGCCUUGCUGCACGCGACUCUUCCAUAUCCGCCUGAGCUCCACCAAAGCCACCCGGGCUGUUGAGGUGGAGCCCACUGCCUCCUCCCUGAACACCAAUGAUGUGUUUGUGCUGAAGACGCCUGAUUCCCUGUUCCUGUGGAAGGGUAAGGGGGCGGCCCCGGAGGAGAUGGGAGCAGCUCAGCAUGUUGCCACCAUGCUUGGAGGAAAUGCCACUGUGGUUGAGGAGACCAAGGAGCCGAAGGCUUUCUGGUCCCCACUGGGUGGGAAGAAGCCGUACCAGACCUCCAAGUCACUGCAGAGGAUGGUCAAGCAUGCAAGACUGUUUGGCUGUUCAAACAAGACUGGCAGGCUGAUAGCGGAGGAGGUGCCCGGUGAGUACUCACAGAUUGAUCUGCUACCCGAUGAUGUCAUGAUUCUGGACACCUGGAAUCAGCUCUUUCUUUGGGUUGGAAAACAAGCCAAUGAAACCGAGAAAAAAGGAUCACCCACGAUUGCUCAAGACUAUGUGAAGGCGGAUCCCUCUGGCCGAGAAGGAGUCCCCAUCUCUAUCAUCAAACAGGGGGAGGAGCCGCUCUACUUCACCGGCUGGUUCCUCGCCUGGGACUCCAACUUGUGGGAGAAAGAGACUCUGGAGUGCACUAAAGCACGUGUCAGCAAUAGUGGAAAAAAAGCUAAGGAAUAGCUGCAGUAUACUUACAAAGAUUCACUACUUCUCAUGUAUCGUCAAACUUGAAAGAAUAAUCAACCUUUAAGGUGCUGUGAGCUUUGAAAUGAUGUUCUGCGUGGUUGGAGGGGCGUUAUAAAACUGCAAUAAAGAUAUACCAUUUUAAUAUCUGAUGCAUAGAUUACUAUAUCAUUCACUGCAUCAAAGAUAUAUUAAAUCAAACCUUUGCUGGGAACAUUUCUGUCA